This is a messenger RNA of Fusarium sp. VM40, 2565 nucleotides long. The record is from the annotation of a GenBank genome assembly. NCBI's taxonomy places the organism in Eukaryota, Fungi, Ascomycota, Sordariomycetes, Hypocreales, Nectriaceae.
AUGUUUCGGAAUGUGACACCGUCACGAGGGAUACUGUCGCUUGCUCGCGCUCUGCUACAGCGCAUCCCCAACAGACAAUUCUUCUUUACCUUUACAGCCCUCGCUGUCUGGAGCGCCAAAGCUAUACACAUCUACGCCCACAUCAACGCCGUCAACUCGAACCUACUUCACCGAUGGGGCUACUCUUUUGUCGCCCAAGAUGUCGCCGUCCUUACAUUCAUUCGACUCCUUCUCGACCAUUGGUCCACGAACCUCCCCGCCCUCCUGCGAUUCACGAUUCUUACACUUAAUGCCAUAUUCAUGCUCUUCAAUGCAGGCCUUGGCAUCGUCUCGGUUUCCUUUUACGUCGUCGCCGGUUCCGAAAUACACCUGAGCAACAUAUCGCUACCCUCCGAUCCUUCUUCCAAAGCGCUCAUGCUAUCCGGUAGUCUGGCAUUUACUGGUGUAAUAUGUGCCAACACUGUUAUGAGCUGGUUACUCAAGAACCCCUGCUACCAUUUGCAUGGCUAUGCUGCUGAAGUUGUUCACCGUACGCCCAUCAAAAUCUGGCAUUUGAUCCAUCGCAUGAUCCUCCGACGAAGCCAGUACAUUGCUGUCCCCCAACCGAAAUACGAUAUCGAAACCCAAUCCGACCACGAAGACGAUUAUACAAAAGAGAAGAAAGAUGAACCAGAGCUGCUACCGUUCCAGCUUUCCUUGCGAUCCGUCUUGAGAUCAAUACCAUAUGUGGCGACGACAGGCUUCCUAAUAAUGCUUUUAUUUGCUGCCUUGUUUCGCCCAGCCGACCGAUCGCUUGUUUUCCUUUCUUGGACAGCAGCACUAGCACCACUGGUGGAUUAUACGUCGGGAGCGACUCUCCAAAAUAUACCCACCGUCCAUGGGAAUAGUAUUGAACGUCACUGGGACAGUCGAACUGCGCUCACCAACCCUAUCCCGUUCGAUUGGCUUCCGCACGACCAAAUAUUGGAUGGAUUUGAAGACUGGCACUGGAAAAGAGAUCACUACGACGCCAGCGUUGACCCAUUGAAGAUAUCAAACCUCGACGAAGCUCUUGUUUCUGCACUCAUGGACAAGCUACACGACGUCCCCAUCAGGCAUGUGGUAUUAUGCUUUCUCGAAAGUACACGGAACGAUGUUUUUCCUAUCAAGAAGAACAGUACUGUCUGGGAGCGUUUGACAUCAACCUUUCCUGGCGGUGAGCUGCCCCAGGCGGCUAAAGAUCGACUCGUCCACUUGACGCCUACUGCUAACUAUAUCACUGGUGACUAUGAUGAUGGUUUUGAACAUGAAGAGAAGUCCAAAGUUAAGCGUGGUGGUAUUCAUUUCACCAAUGCCCACACGACAGGCACAUUCACCUUCAAGAGUCUAGUUGGUACUCUCUGUGGCAUCGGCCCACUACUAGCGGACUUCAAUCUUGACUUCUCACAUCAUAUCUACCAGCCUUGCUUGGCUCAGAUUUUCGAAGCCAUGAACAAUGUCAAGAACACCACAGACGGAGAUACACGUGAAUUCAACAAUUUACCUUGGCAGUCAUACUUCUACUCAGCCGCGGCUUUGGGGUAUGAUCAUCAACGCGAGUUGAUGUUAUCUGUUGGCUUCCCAGACGAGCAUCUUAUUGGACAAGAGUGGCUGCGUUCCGAAAAGGCAACCCACGGACCAGUCAAGCUACCUAACAUCAACGCUUUCGCUUUUGAAGAAGACCCGCUUGAGGAUUAUUUCCGUGAUGUUUUUGUCCAAGCCAAGGAAAAAAAUGAACGAGUGUUUCUCUCACACAUAACGUCGACAAGCCAUCAUGCUUACAAAAUGCCCGCGAAGGAGGAAUACGUCCCACUUGCCAAUGGCCUUGACAUGCUUUCACAUUAUCUCAACACAGAAGGCUACGAAGAUCGGUGGCUACGCACAAUCCUGGACCUGUUGGAUGAGCAAGGUGUUGCAAACGAGACCCUGAUUGUCUUUGUUGGAGACCACGGAAUUUCGAUGCCCGAGAAUGACGCCGUAUCACCUUAUUAUAACCCCAGUAUUGGUAUCGACCACGUGCCUCUUGUUCUUUCUCAUCCUCUACUACCAGCCUUCGACAUCCAUGAUGCAGUGCAUUCUUCACAGAUCUUACCUACAAUACUCGACCUACUUCUCGAAACAAACUCAUUGAACAACCAAAGCCGACAAGUUGCUUCAGAUCUUAUCCACAACUACGAAGGGCAGUCUUUAAUUCGACCACUAGUGAAGGAGAAUAACGACACUGGUCAGGGCAACUGGCAAUUUGUGGUUGUGAAUCCUGGUCGAGCUAUGAUAACCGCUCGUGACGCUCGUCACCCUGAGCGCCAUCUUGUUAUCCCCCUCAUUGACAACGUAGAGUGGCGACUCAGUAAUAUUGAUCUAGACCCAGCCGAGCACCACUCCGUACAAGGCUUCGAUUUUGUCUCCUUCCUGCAUAGUGUCGAGCAGAAGUACGGUCUUGAAGUAGCUAAGUGGGUUGAAGAAGGUGCAUUCAUAGCUCGCUGGUGGGCAGAGGAAAAUCACAAGCGAUGGCGGUUUGGGGCAUAUGAAAACGGGAUAAAUCCCUGA